UGUGAGGGCAGUGACAGUCAUUGAGGAUACAAACGCCAUUUAUGCAGCUGAGUGUUUUAUUUCAACAAGAACGAUAUUGCUCAGAGGCAGUAUGGCUGUUGCACAUUCAAUUAGUGAACAAGAAUUGGUUGAGAUGAGAACCACUGUUCAGUCGAAGGUAGUGCUGGAUGUAGUAAGGCAGAUGCAGUCCCUUCUGGAUUCACUGGAGAAGGCAGAGCUUAACAUCGCUGUCACAGGAGAGUCUGGUGCUGGAAAGUCCACUUUUAUUAAUGCUCUUCGUGGACUCGGGGAUGAAGACAAAGGUGCUGCCCCAACUGGGGUUACAGAAACAACUAUGGUGCCCACAGCCUAUCCUCACCCAAAACUCCCCAGUGUGCAACUUUGGGAUUUACCAGGUACUGGAACACCUAGUUUCCAGCCAGAUAAAUACCUAGAGCAGGUCAAUUUUAACCAGUAUGACUUUUUUAUUAUCAUUGCCUCUGAACGCUUCAGAGAAAACCAUGCUAGGCUUGCUACAAGCAUCAGGGCAAUGAGUAAAAAGCUCUAUUUUGUGCGCUCCAAAGUGGACCUUGAUGUGAAUGCUUGCCUAAGACGUCGCAGAGCUAUGUUUAAUGAGGAAAGCAUCCUUAGAGAAAUAAGAACAGACUGUAUUAGGAACCUGAAUGAAUAUGGGGUGGAAUCUGCACAAGUUUUUCUAUUGUCCUGCUUUGACCUUUCAAAAUAUGACUUCCAGGACUUACAGGAGACACUGGAGCAAGAGCUUGAAGGGCACAAGAGGCAUGUCUUCCUUCUUUCACUCCCUAACACAUCUUCCACAGCUGUACAGAAGAAAAAAGCCUCCUUAAGAAAACACAUUUGGAAGAAAGCCUUGUCCAUAUGCCUUGCUUCUGUUCUGCCAGGAUGCUGUAUGUUAAACUGUAUCCCGUUACUCACAAAAACCUUAAUUUCAUACCAGCAACAUUUUGGCCUUGAUGAUCAGUCCAUCUCAAUGAUCGCUAAUCAAACAAAAAAGUCACCUGACCUCCUCAAAGGCGCAAUUGCCUCUACUUUAGCCAAAGACCUGUCACAAGACAUUGUGAUGUCUUUGCUGAAGGAGGCAGCACUUAGCAGCCAGCUAGUGUCAGAACUGAUGGACAGAUGGGUUCCAGUGGUGGGAGUCCUUGUUACGGGAGGGAUAUCUUUUGCUGCAGCAUAUAUUUUACUUCACACUUCAUUGGAAAAGUUUGCAAAAGAUUCAGAAAGGGUGCUAAAGUUGGCAUUUGAAGAUGAAGCAUUAUCUUAUCCUUUCCUUAGUUAUCAUGAGGAAAAUUUGUUCUUUUAUGACUGACGCAUCCUAAUGUUAGUAUUGUGACUGGGAAGUGCAAUGAUAAGGAACAAAACAGAAAAUAAACAGAGUGGGUAAUGUUAAACUACUGAAUUAAACAAAUUCGGCAGUUUGAAAGUGUUAUAAAAUGUUUUCAAGUAAGACUGAUUUUUAACAUAGAAGCACAAUUUCAGGCUGAGUUCACUGAGACAGAGCAAAAUUGUAAGUGAGCUUAUUUGCCAUUGAAGGUUGGCUGGAAGUUGGGCACCUGCAGCAAUGACUGUCCCAAAAGGCACUGCCCUUCUCUGCCAAGGGAAGGGGAUUACUGCGGUAUCAUAUGAGACUGUGACCAUGUACUGGAAUACUAGAACAUUUUCAGUGUUUGCAUAAUACCAUAACUGUCUUGCAGACUAUUAUCUUCAGUAGGUGCAUGCAGUGGGAAGAAGAUCCUCAAUAUGUUGAUAGGGCCAGUGUGGAAGGCUACAUUUUAUGACAGCUAAAUUGCAUGGGAGAGCUGUGUUGCAUAGGAGCACAUUUCCAGGAUAUAUCCUCCUGUGUGAACGAUUGUGCAUUGACAAUAUGUGAGAAACCAUGGUGAUAGAAAAAUGACUGUUAUGAAGAAUGCUGUAGUGCAUUUAUAUGAGUUGCAUAUUUCCCUUACCCAUGUGUCAUUACUUUGCUGGAUGUUCUGCAAUUCUUUGCCUAGUGGCAAACUCCUCCUGUUUCAUCACAGAUAAUUGACACAGCAGCUGGCAAGGGGCUUUACCUAAGUAAGAGUGUUUUCAUAUUCUCUAGAGUCAAAGUACAGUUGGUUUUACAGUAUGAACAGAGCUAUUGCUUCAGUUGCCAUGCAACUGACUUGUUGCAUAAUUAACAUGACAAGUGAUAUUUUUCCUCAUUAGAGGAAGUUCAACACGCUUUUGCAGUAUCUCUGUGUAUUGCAAUGAAAAUAAACUGGAAACAGAACUCAAGAACAUUAAUCUGAGGGAGAAAGCUGUAAAAUCUUUAAGUUUAAACUACAGGAGCAGAUGCCAGUUUAAGGCAGGCUGAACGUUAUAUACCGUUUGUAUGCUAAUAUAAAUUACUUUGCACUUGGCAAAAAAUAAAAGUGUUUGUUUAGACAUA
Molecule: messenger RNA, 2428 nt
Organism: Protopterus annectens (West African lungfish)
Lineage: Eukaryota; Metazoa; Chordata; Ceratodontiformes; Protopteridae
Product: interferon-inducible GTPase 5-like
Exons: 2
Coding region: 92-1327 (411 amino acids)
Cellular component (GO): membrane
Molecular function (GO): GTP binding; GTPase activity
Source: RefSeq, a predicted model, not a curated record